AACAUUCUCGGAACAUAAACAUUUGUGACGUCACAUCCGACACGGAAGUUGACAAGCGGCACACACGGCGGAGUCUCGUGCGUUAUCGUGAGCCUGGUGACCUACUGUAGCGCCCGGUAGAUAUGCUGAAGGUGCUGCAGGUGUGUGUCCGCCGCCGGCUGUGCGCGUGCGUCGGUCCGGCGGCCGCGGUGCGCGGGUUCAGUAGCGGCUUCGCGGGAAGACUGACCCGAACCGGAGACCGAGGCUGCACCGUGGACCCGAAUCUGGAGGAGCAGUUCGUCUUCGUGGACUGUACAGGUCCAGAAGAGGACCCCCAUCAAGAGGAGAAGGAGCCCCUCCGUCAGCUCAGCGUCUCCUCUACUGCUAAAGAAUCCCCUCCUGAAGGAGCCGUCUCCCCUCACAAGCAGCUCAGGUCCUUGGAGCUGCAGCUGCAGGCGUUGGGGAGCGUCCCCCUGCAGAAUGUGGCGCCAGAAUCCCUCAUCCAGUUCCAGGACAGGGACUUCCCUCUGGAUGAGAGCAUCCUCUCUGCAGAUUCCAAGAAGAAGAAGAAGAGGAGGGUGGAGGCAAAAGGCGUGCACAAGGUUUUUGGGAGCCCGGACGUGGACGAGCCCGUCAGCGACACCUGUUGCUCGGGUUGCGGUGCUGUGAUGCACUGCGUUGCUGUAGACGUCCCUGGAUACCUGCCCAGCGAGAAAUACAAGACACUGUUGAUGGAGGGCCAGCUGGGCGGAGCCAUCUGCCAACGCUGCCAUCUGCUAACCCACCACCACAAAGCGCUGAACCUGCAGCUGACCAGAGACCAGUACCGGGAGGUGGUGCAGCAGAUCCGGCCUCACAGGGCUCUAGUGCUGCUCAUCGUGGACCUUCUGGAUCUCCCCGACUCGAUCGUGCCCGACCUGUCGGGCCUGGUAGGCACCAACAAACACAUUGUCGUGCUCGGAAACAAGGUCGACCUGCUGCCAGGCGACUCGCCAAACUACCUUCAAAGAAUCAAGCGGCAGCUCUCUGAGUACUGCAGGGAAGCUGGCUUUGGCAGUCAGGUGACGGACGUCCACCUGAUCAGCGCCAAGACCGGCUACGGCGUGGAGGCCCUGAUCUCCAGCCUGCAGAGGUCCUGGAAGUACAAAGGAGACGUGUACCUUGUGGGCAGUGCCAACGUGGGGAAGUCCAGUCUUUUCAACACGCUGCUGGAGUCGGACUACUGCAAGUCCAGAGCUUCAGACGUCAUUCACAAAGCCACCAUCUCGCCGUGGCCCGGGACCACUCUGAACCUGCUGAAGUUUCCCAUCAUCAACCCGACGCCAUACAGGAUGUUCAGGCGCCAGAAGCGCUUGAAGGAGGCGGAGCAGCAGACGGAGAACGAGCUGACACAGCAAGAGCUGAAGAGGCUGCAGAACUUCAGCCGGCAGGGGUACUUAUUGGGUCGAGUAGGGCGGACAUUUCGAUCCGAUGAACCCAAAAGAGACGAGAUUGAGUUUGAUCCGGACAGUUUGGCGUUCGGCGAAGAUGGAGAGCCAGCAAAGACAACUGUCCAGCAGUCACAUGACAAGCUCAGUCACAACGAGCUGAAGGACGCCCACUGGCUGUUCGACACGCCGGGGAUCAUCAAGGACCAUGAUAUCCUCCAUCUGCUGCAGGAGAAGGAAGUCCAGGUGGUGGUUCCGACUCGCGCCGUGGUCCCGAGGACCUUCGUGUUGCAGCCCGGCAUGUCUCUUUUUGUGGGAGCUUUGUUCAGGAUAGACUUCCUGCAGGGGGAGAAGUCCUGCUGGUUUUCUGUCAUGGCCUCCAGUCUGGUUCCAGUCCAUAUCACCAGUCUAGAUAAAGCUGACAGCAUUUAUGAAAAACACGCUGGACACGUCCUGCUGGGGGUUCCUACAGGGGGAUCGGAGCGGAUGAAAACCUUUCCAGCGCUGGUUCAUCAGGAUUUCUCCUUAGAGGGUCGAGGUUACCUGGAAGCUGCAGCGGACAUCAAACUGUCAUCAGCAGGUUGGGUGGCUGUGACGGCGGUGGAGGGAAAGCAGCUGCAGCUCCGGGUUCACGGGCCACUCGGCACCGGUUUUGGACUGCGAACGCCACCGCUGCUUCCUCAUGUUGUAAAUCUGAAGGGAGAACGGAUCAGAAAAUCCCCCGCCUACAAAACCAUAACGGUUUCUGGGCUUCUGACUGGAGGACUGUCAGCGACAGGGGCUGAGCGGCUGCAGGGACUAAAGCAGGUUUCUUCAUGCAACACUGGAGCAGAACCCACACCGGUGUGUUCAGGAGGGUCAGCCGGAGUGAGACACAGCAACACAACAACUGAGCACAACACCACAAGCAGUUUGUCAGGUUACCGUGUUAAUCCCAGCGGAUAGCUUCAGGACAGAGAGAGAUGAUUGCGGGUUGCUGGAGCCUGUCCCUGUGACCAUUGGAUGAAGAGGUACACCGGGGACUGGUCACCAGCCUGUGGAGCGGCCCCCAGUAGGCUGACUGGCGAGCAGACAGGAGUGCAGCUGCAGGUCCUGAACUUUAUUUUCUUCUUAUUUCCAUCGAGACAAUAAUAAAAAGAUCCUUUUUU
Molecule: messenger RNA, 2554 nt
Organism: Oryzias melastigma (Indian medaka)
Lineage: Eukaryota; Metazoa; Chordata; Actinopteri; Beloniformes; Adrianichthyidae
Gene: noa1
Product: nitric oxide associated 1
Exons: 11
Coding region: 123-2351 (742 amino acids)
Molecular function (GO): GTP binding
Source: RefSeq, a predicted model, not a curated record